CAUACUCCUUGCAGCCUCUGUGGGCCCAACAGAGGAGUCUAGCCUUGUGGCUAUGGGAGAGAAGGGUCGCCUGAGCCGGGUGCUGUUGGAAUGCAGUCUCAGUGACAAGCUGUGUGUUGUUCAAGAGAAGCAGUAUGAAGUAAUCAUUGUUCCGGCUCUCCUGGUUGGCAGCUUCCUCAUCCUUCUUGCAAUCAUCCUGUGGCUUUUUAUCAGAGGACAGAGAUCCCAAAGGCAGCACCCUGGACCCCGAGGCACCACCUCUGUACCUGCAUCUAGGGGCCGGAGCCAGGAAGCAGUGGGACAUGGAGAAAAGGUGUUCGUGCCUCUUAAGGAAACGUCAGUGGAGAGCUUUCUACGAGCAGUUACACCUUCCCUGGCUAAGCUACAGGUGCCCAGGGAACAACUCUUGGAGGUCCUGGAGCAGAUCCACAGUGGUAGUUGUGGAACCCUCUAUCAUGCAAAAAUGACCACCAUGGAGCACCCUAAUCAAAAAAGCGUUGUCCUCAAGGCUCUGGAAGGCCCAGUUGGACUCCAGGAGGUCCAGGAUUUUAUAGGGCGAAUCCAAUUCUAUCAGUACCUGGGGAAACAUAAGAACCUGGUACAGCUGGAAGGCUGCUGUACAGAAAGGCUGCCACUCUACAUGAUGCUGGAGGAUGUGGUCCCAGGGGAUCUGCUCAGCUUUCUUUGGACCUGUCGCAGGGACGUGAUGACCAUGGAUGGCCUGCUCUACGAUCUCACAGAAAAACAAAUAUAUCACAUUGGAAAGCAGGUCCUUUUGGCCCUGGAAUUCCUGCAGGAGAAACAUCUAUUUCAUGGGGAUGUGGCCGCCAGGAAUAUCCUGAUCCAGAGUGACCUGACUCCCAAACUUUGUCAUCUGGGCUUGGCAUAUGAAGUUCAUACCCACGGGGCCAUCUCCUCUGCUCGCUCCAGCACCAUCCCUCUCAAGUGGCUCGCUCCAGAACGGCUUCUCCUGAGACCUGCAAGCAUCAGGGGAGAUGUUUGGUCCUUUGGGAUCCUGCUUUAUGAGAUGGUGACUCUAGGGGCACCUCCAUACCCUGAAGUCCCUCCCACCAGCAUCCUACAGUAUCUUCAGAGAAAGAAAAUCAUGAAGAGACCCAGCAGCUGCACACAUGCCAUGUACAACAUCAUGAAGUACUGUUGGCGCUGGAGUGAGGACAGCCGUCCCUUACCUGGUGAGCUGCGCCUGCGCCUGGAAGCUGCCUCUAGAACCGCCAAUGACAAGGCUGUGUUGCAAGUGCCAGAGUUAGUGGUGCCUGAUCUGUAUGCAGAUGUGGCUGGCAUCAGUACAGAGAGCCUUUCCAAUAGCUACAGUGUCCUUUGAAGCUGGUUCCAGA
Molecule: messenger RNA, 1355 nt
Organism: Rattus rattus (black rat)
Lineage: Eukaryota; Metazoa; Chordata; Mammalia; Rodentia; Muridae
Gene: Styk1
Product: serine/threonine/tyrosine kinase 1
Exons: 9
Coding region: 53-1342 (429 amino acids)
Biological process (GO): protein phosphorylation; cell surface receptor protein tyrosine kinase signaling pathway; positive regulation of kinase activity
Cellular component (GO): signaling receptor complex
Molecular function (GO): transmembrane receptor protein tyrosine kinase activity; ATP binding
Source: RefSeq, a predicted model, not a curated record